AUGGCCCACCUGCGGGCUUGCGAAGUCCCGCAGCUGCUGCACAAGUUCGUGGUGAUCGUGGGGGACUCCGUGUACAAGGACCUGGUGCUCCCUCUGCAGAAGGACUGCUUGCCGUCUUCCAGCCAGCUGAAGGCCAAGGGCGAGCUGAGUUUCGAGCACCACACGCGGCUGGAGGGUUGCCAAUGGGAGGGCCUGCACCACUGCACCCGCUACGCGAGAUGUGCCCGUUCUGCGCUGGUCACCGCCUGGUGCUGUUCUACUUCCUCGCGCGCCUGCUCCCGGUAUGUGGAGGACAUCCUGGAGCAAAUGCAGCGGGACGACACUGUGGCGGCUGGCGGCACGGCUGAGACGUGCUGGACCUCCCUGUCCACUGCCGACACGUGGGGCAGCACCGACUGGGACAAGCACACCCACCUGUACCUGUUCCACUUGCUGCUGGCCCACCUGGCCGACGCCUGGGCCAUGCACCUGCCCGCUGCUACCACAUGGGCAGGUGGAUCAGGGAGGGCCCCACGCGGGGAAUUCCGGGCCCUGUGGGUGAAGGCAGCCCCGAGACUGUGGGCAUGA
Messenger RNA from Rangifer tarandus platyrhynchus (Svalbard reindeer), 567 nucleotides. Lineage: Eukaryota; Metazoa; Chordata; Mammalia; Artiodactyla; Cervidae. The record is from the annotation of a GenBank genome assembly.